Strongylus vulgaris is the source of this 207-nucleotide messenger RNA. The record is from the annotation of a GenBank genome assembly. NCBI's taxonomy places the organism in Eukaryota, Metazoa, Nematoda, Chromadorea, Rhabditida, Strongylidae.
AUGCGAACAUUAUGUUUCCUAUUUCAGAACAUGACUACUGAUCCCACAAUUUCUAAACGAGCAAUCCAGAAGGCCGCUGAAGAAAAACUGCUUGGCAAGUUCAAUGUUAUCUGCGCCAAGGGUGACUUCAGCUAUAUCGCCUACACCGAGACUUUCUGCCAAGCAUCCAACGAAGAUGUUACCUGCUAUGCCUUUAAACCUAUGUAA